Branchiostoma belcheri (Belcher's lancelet) is the source of this 2127-nucleotide messenger RNA. RefSeq lists its product as uncharacterized. Lineage: Eukaryota; Metazoa; Chordata; Leptocardii; Amphioxiformes; Branchiostomatidae. The record is from RefSeq and is a predicted model, not a curated record. Gene Ontology annotation, molecular function: hydrolase activity, hydrolyzing O-glycosyl compounds. Gene Ontology annotation, biological process: carbohydrate metabolic process.
UAAGACACCACCCAUCAUAAUGACAGCAGAAGAAUCAGACUCCAGCGUUAUUGGCUACGCUACCUUCCUUCACAAGAAUCGAGAACUAAGGCUUUACCAGGGAGGGCGCCUCGUCUUGCAAGGUGCUCUCUGCACAGAGAUAAAGGCUAACCAGUUACCUCGGCUGAAGAAGCCGCGCAAACCAGGGGAAGCCGGUUUCCAGUGGCAGUCCACAGGUCUCAACAUUGGGCACGAGCAACAUGGCGAUAUCGACACGUACAGUGUUAGAUGGAGCAGCACCACGGAUCCAGACUUCCCGCUCAGGGACGAGUUUCAGAUGGCAGGCGCCCACUGGUACGGCUGUGGCACCGUGCACCAACAGCUCUGGCCCAUCGAGAAAUGGCAAAGGGACAUCUCCCCUUUUGUCUCCCCUUUUGGUUACAUGAUUGAGCGAUAUUGGUUAUCGUCGUUGGGCGUGGCAAUAGUGGUUGGCAACGAGGUGCCGUUAUUUGUAGGUAUGAACAGCAGGGGAAACGGGAAGUUGUCAUUCUUGGCUCAGUAUAAUGAUUCCCCGUACAAUAAUCCGAAAGGGCGCAGGCCUUUUCUAGAGUACACCGUCAUCUCAGGCCCCAGUCCGGUGGUUGUGCACAAGUUUGCCAUGAAGAACUUCUUCUCUCUUCCUCGCGGCGUACCGGAUGAGCGCAUGUUCCGUUCGCCCGUGUGGUCCACCUGGGCGCGCUACAAGGUGCACGUCACCCAGCGCGGCGUGCUGGACUACGCCGGGGAGAUCUCCUCCCACGGGUUCAGCAACAGUCAGAUAGAGAUUGACGACGACUUUACAACACAGUACGGCGAUUUCAGGUUCAACUUGAAUAAGUUUCCAGACGCUAAGGGGAUGGUAGACCAACUCAAGGCCGAUGAUUUUCGCGUCACCUUGUGGGUUCAUCCUUUCUCGAACUUGGACUCGCAGUCUUUCGCAGAGGGUCGUGAUAAGGGGUACUUCCUGGGUUCUCACGAUGAGGCGGAGGGCGCCGGGGUCAAAGCCGUGGAAUGGUGGAACGGAUCAGGAGCGGUCGUCGACGUGACCAAUCCGAAAGCGCGGGAAUGGUAUUGUAGCCGCCUCCGCGACUUACAGCAAGAAUCCGGCAUCGACUCCUUCAAGUUUGAUGCCGGGGAGAACCUGUACUUACCGCCGCACCUGUCAGCACACCAACCCAUGGUCAAUCCGUCUGACUUCACCACAAAGUAUGUUCAGACGGUUGCUUCAUUCGGACCCAUGGUCGAAGUGCGUGUAGGUUACCGCAACCAAGAUCUGCCGAUCUUCGUCCGUAUGAUGGACAAGGACUCGAACUGGGGUUACGACAACGGACUGCGGACCGUCAUCCCAUCCGCACUGACGCUUAGCAUCCUGGGAUAUCCCUACAUCCUCCCUGACAUGAUUGGCGGGAACGCGUACGAGGCAGGGUUCCACGAGACGCGGCUGCCAGACCGGGAGCUGUUCAUCCGGUGGGCCCAGGUCACUGCGUUCCUGCCGGCUAUGCAGUUUUCCAUCGCCCCGUGGCAAUACGACGAAGAAGUGGUGCAAAUCUCGAAGCGGUACGUCGAACUACACGAGAACUUCGUAACGCCGCUCGUUCUGAAGUUCGCGGAGGAGGCGAUGAGAGACGGGAGCCCGAUCAUACGGCCGCUGUGGUGGCUGGCUCCGAGCGACGAACAGGCACAGGUCGAAGACUCAGAGUUCUUGAUCGGAGACGAGGUUCUUGUGGCACCAAUCUUGGACCAAGGAAGGACCUUUCGUGACGUGUACCUGCCGCCUGGCGGAACGUGGCAGGACUACAGGGACGGCUCCGUGCAUGACGGAGGACAAACCUUAAGAGAUGUUUCAGUGCCUUUGGGAGAUGUGGCAUAUUAUGUAAGGAAGGGGUGACAGGAUUGUGCUGAAAAUAAUACAUAAACUUACUGUAAAUAUUGUACAUUCAGCUUUCCACAAUGAGCUGUAGUAGAAUGGCUCUGGACGGAUUAAUUCUAAAGGCACCCAAAGCUAUUUCAGGGCAGUAAAUCUGGAUUUCCAAAAUAACUUUUCUGGUCAUUUUUUCAAAUGAAAGAAAGAAUGAUAGACCUUUAUUUGUUGCACGUUUAUGCUCUUAC